AUGGCGGCACCGGCGGCGAGGAGCGUGGGCGUGGCGGAGCGGGCGCUGCGCGGGGUGGCGGACCUCAUCAAGCUGCUGCCGAGCGGCACGGUGUUCAUGUUCCAGUUCCUCAGCCCGCUGGUCACCAACAACGGCCACUGCGCCGCGACGCUGGCGCUGCUGGACAGGGACACCGUGUCCUGCCUCUACCCGGCGUUGGAGGCCGGCGAGAGGACCAUGAUGGCCGUGCUGCCGCCGGUCGUCGGCGGCGUCGCCAGCUACGCCUUCAUGAUGUUCCCCAACAACCGCCACGGCAUCGGCUACCAGCCCACGCGCGCCACCGAGGACUUCGAGCACAAGCACUAG
Messenger RNA from Triticum turgidum subsp. durum (durum wheat), 345 nucleotides. Lineage: Eukaryota; Viridiplantae; Streptophyta; Magnoliopsida; Poales; Poaceae. The record is from the annotation of a GenBank genome assembly.